CAAAUCUCCCACAAACAGAUGCAAAAAGCUGCUAAGUAAAGCUUCGAUUCCCUUCAAUGAAAGCCUACCCAGACAAAAUCUCCCAGUUUUCAGAUUGAAUUAGCUGGAACUUCUGAAUAGCAUUGGAUUUUUCAAGCGGAUGGUAGUUUAGAACUGGGGUUUACGAGGCAAUUUUGGGGUUUCUGAAUCAGGGCAAGUUUAGGGUUUCUUCCGGGGGUUGAACUUCCAUGGGGGAUUAUGAACCAGUGGCUCCACAAUUAGAAGGGGAGGAAAAUUUGAUUGCUGCUGCAGAACAUAUAGUGAGAGCAUUGGGAUCGAACAAGAAUCUCACGAAAGAUGUGAAGAAGAUAUUAGCAGAUCUCGGUAGUCAAUUAUCGAAUAUGGCUACAAUUGAGGAUGAAGUUGUUGAGGGUGUAGAAUCUGGGAUCGAAGAACAGUUGAGAGUUGUCGAGGAAAAGAUUAUGAGUUGGGAGAGUGACGAGUCCAUGAUUUUUUAUUCGGGCUCCAAUGAUGCUUCGGAGUAUCUGAAUGCCACCGAUGAAGCUCGGAAAUUGAUCGACGAAUUGGAGAGUCGGUGCUCGAGUGGCAAAGACGAGAGAGAGUUGUUGCGUAGGGCUCAUGAUGUUCUUCAGUUGGCGAUGCAGAGGCUUGAGGAAGAGUUUAAGCACUUGCUUGUUCAGCAUAGGCAACCGUUUGAGCCCGAGCACAUGUCGUUUCGGUCGAGUGAGGAUGAUAGUGUCGAUGUGGGGUCGCUGGUUUCGUUCGGGGAUGACUCUUUUGAGGAGUCGGCAGGCAGAUAUAGCAUCGGCCGAACAUCGGAGGACUGUAUCAUUGACUUGGUUCAUCCUGAUGUGAUUCAUGAUCUUAAAUGCAUUGCCAAUUCGAUGUUCAUGUCAAGCUAUGAUCACGAGUGUCGACAGGCGUAUGUCAUUGUUCGAAAGGAUGCAUUGGAUGAGUGCCUUUUUGAUCUUGAAAUCGAGAAACUGAGCAUUGAAGAUGUGCUGAAGAUGGACUGGGGUACCUUGAAUUCGAAAAUCAAGAGAUGGGUUCGAGCUAUGAAGAUAUUUGUCCGGCCAUUUCUCGUCAGCGAGAAAUGGCUCUGUGACCAGAUCUUUUUGGAGCUCGGAUCGGCUAGUUCAGUUUGUUUUGUUGAGGCGGCAAAGGCUCCAAUGCUGCAGCUUCUGAAUUUUGCUGAGGCCAUCUCUAUCAGCUCUCAUCAACCGGAAAAGCUAGUUCGAUUUUUAGACGUGUAUGAGGUGCUUGCAGAUCUUCUUUCGGACAUUGAUGCAUUGUUUUCGGAUGAAGCUGGUUCUUGCAUUAGAAUCGAGUACCAUGAGGUUUUGAAGAGAUUGGCUGAUUCCGUAAGGGUGACGUUUCUCGAAUUCAAGAACGCUGUCGCAUCGAACACUUCGGCAAACCCUUUUGCAGGAGGAGGAAAUCACCCCCUGACCAGAUAUGUUAUGAAUUACAUAAGGCUUCUUGUAGACUACAAAGAUACCCUAAAUUUACUCCUCAAGAAUGACGACGGAGAAACGGCCAGGUCACCCUCUCCGGACUCGAGUCAUGCUACGGAGGAAGAAAGUACGAGUAAUGAUUCUUCCGCCUGUCUUUCUCCAAUGGCACUACAUUUGCAAUCACUCACUUCGGUCCUAGAAGCGAACCUCCAAGAGAAAUCCAAAUUAUACGGGGAUGCUUCAUUGCAGCACUUCUUUUUGAUGAACAACAUCCAUUACAUGGUUCAAAAGGUUAAAAAUUCGGAACUCCAGGCUAUAUUCGGAGACAAGUGGAUCCGAAAGCACAACUGGAAAUUCCAGCAGCACGCGAUGGACUACGAGAGAGCGACCUGGAGUACCAUUCUCCCGUUACUGAAAGACGAAAGCAAUUCCAGCAACAGCUCGAUCUCGAGGACGCUUCUCAAGGAGAGAUUGAGGAGCUUUUAUGUUGCUUUCGAAGACGUGUAUAAAACACAGACGGCAUGGGUUAUCCCGGACCUUCAUCUCCGAGAAGAUUUACGGAUUUCAACGUCCCUGAAAGUGAUCCAGGCAUAUCGGACAUUUGUCGGAAGACAAAUGCAGCACAUUGGUGAGAAGCACAUCAGGUACAAUGCUGAAGAUCUGCAGGAUUACUUGUUGGAUCUCUUUGAGGGAUCUCAAAAAUCAUUGCAUAAUCCUCAUAGGAGGUGAAAACCUAUGUUACUCGGAUUCGGCUGUCCGUGUUAGACAGAUGUGAUCGGAAAACGUGUGUUACUCGAACUCGAAUGUGGUUAUCUAAUGCAGGUUUCCUUGGAGGUCACGUUUCCAUAUCGGACGAUGAUGAUCGGAACAUAGUAAGUGAAAUUUAUGAUAGCAAAGUAGCUAUAUGUAUACACGUUUGUAAUCUUUUACGUAUGAAGAACAUUUGUGUUGUAUUUUU
This is a messenger RNA of Hibiscus syriacus, 2412 nucleotides long. RefSeq names its product exocyst complex component EXO70E2-like. The record is from RefSeq and is a predicted model, not a curated record. Bases 228 to 2183 code for a protein of 651 amino acids. Gene Ontology annotation, molecular function: phosphatidylinositol-4,5-bisphosphate binding. The transcript has 2 exons. Gene Ontology annotation, cellular component: exocyst. NCBI's taxonomy places the organism in Eukaryota, Viridiplantae, Streptophyta, Magnoliopsida, Malvales, Malvaceae. Gene Ontology annotation, biological process: exocytosis.